Messenger RNA from Trichechus manatus latirostris (Florida manatee), 3851 nucleotides. RefSeq names its product BRCA2 DNA repair associated (gene BRCA2). NCBI's taxonomy places the organism in Eukaryota, Metazoa, Chordata, Mammalia, Sirenia, Trichechidae. The transcript has 17 exons. Gene Ontology annotation, biological process: double-strand break repair via homologous recombination; regulation of DNA-templated transcription. Bases 104 to 3457 code for a protein of 1117 amino acids. The record is from RefSeq and is a predicted model, not a curated record. Gene Ontology annotation, cellular component: nucleus.
AAAAUGCUAGGGAAUGUAUUCGGUGAAGUGAGUAGCUGUGAAGACCACCUUGGAAGGAGAACCCCCAAUCAAAAGAAGCUUGUUAAAUGAAUUUGACAGGAUAAUGGAAAAUCAAGAAAAAUCCUUACAAGCUUCAAAAAGUACUCCAGAUGGCACAAUAAAAGAUAGAAGAUUAUUUAUGCAUCACCUUUCCUUAAAGCCAGUUAGCUGUGUACCAUUUUGCACAACUAAAAAACGGCAAGAAAAACAGAAUGUGAAUUUUACUGCACCUGGUCAGGAAUUUCUAUCCAGGUCUCAUUUUGUUGAACACUUGGCUUUGGAAAAACCUUCCAGCAGUUUGUCCACUUCAGGACAGCAACAUUACCAAGUUCCUGCCACAAGAACUGAAAAAACGAGACACUCGAUUCCUUCAGGCAAACCAACCAAAGUCUUUGUUCCGCCGUUUAAAACGAAAUCACAUUCUCACAGAAAUGAACAGUGCGCUGCCAGGGAGGUCGAUGUGGAAGACAACGAACAGACACAAAAAAAUACAGUUAAGCCUGGCUCUGCUGCUGGUGAGAGUAACGUCAGUGAGAGUGGGGUUCCUCCCCUCAACAAAAAUGACCCCAAUCUGGCAGCAGCUGUCACAUUCAGAGAGGGCGGAGAAGAGCCACUAGAUUUAAUUACAAAUCUUCAGAAUGCGAGAGAUAGACAGGAUAAACGAAUUAAAAUGAAGCAACAGCAGCGUGUCUGUCCACAGCCAGGCAGUCUGUAUCUUGCCAAAACGUCCACGGGGCCGAGACUGUUGCUGAAAACCGCAGUCGGAGGCCGGGUCCCCGCCACGCGUUCUCGUGAGCAGCUGUAUAUGUGUGGCGUUCCUAAACAUUGCGUAAAAAUUAACAGCAAGAACGCAGAGUCUUUUCAGUUUCACGUUCGGGAUUAUUUUGGAAAGGAGGCCUUACGGGCUGGAAAGGGAAUACAGUUGGCUGAUGGUGGAUGGCUCAUACCCUCCAAUGAUGGAAUGGCUGGAAAAGAAGAAUUUUAUAGGGCUCUGUGUGACACCCCCGGUGUGGAUCCAAAGCUCAUUUCUAGAGAUUGGGUCUAUAAUCACUACAGAUGGAUCAUAUGGAAACUGGCAGCUAUGGAAUUUUCUUUCCCUAAGGAAUUUGCUAAUAGAUGCCUAAGCCCAGAAAGGGUGCUUUUUCAGCUGAAAUACAGAUAUGAUAUGGAAAUUGGUAGAAGCAGCAGAUCCGCUAUAAAAAAGAUAAUGGAAAGGGAUGACAGCCCCGCAAAAGCCCUUGUUCUCUGUGUUUCGGCAAUUGUUGCAUCAAGCCUGGAUGUCCAUGAACCCUCCAGCAGUAAGACCAGUAGUGUGGAUAUCAGAAACGCGGCCGUCCUUGAGCUUACAGACGGGUGGUAUGCUGUCAGAGCCCAGCUCGACGCCCCCCUCUCAGCACUCCUGAAGAUGGGCAGGCUGACGGUGGGUCAGAAGAUCAUUACGCAUGGAGCAGAACUGGUGGGUGCUCAGGAUGCUUGCACACCUCUGGAAGCCCCAGAAUCUCUCGUGUUAAAGAUCUCUGCUAACAGUACCCGGACUGCUCGUUGGUAUGCCAAACUUGGCUUCUUUCCCGACCCUAGGCCUUUUUCUCUGCCCUUGUCUUCUCUGUUCAGUGACGGCGGCAGUGUUGGCUGUGUUGAUGUGAUCAUUCAAAGAACUUACCCUGUACAGUGGGUGGAGAAGACAUCCUCUGGAUUAUACAUAUUUCGUGAUGAACGAGCAGAAGAAAAGGAAGCAGCAAAAUAUGCAGAGACCCAACAAAAGAAGCUAGAAGCCCUGCUCACAAAAAUUCAAGUGGAAUUUGAAGAGCAGGAAGAAAAUACUCCUAAACGAUGUAGACCAUCACGGGCACUAACAAGACAGCAAGUCCGUGCCCUGCAAGAUGGUGCAGAGCUGUAUGAAGCCGUGAGGAACACACCAGACCCGGGUUACCUGGAGGAUUAUUUCAGUGAAGAGCAGCUGAGAGCCUUGAAUAACCACAGACAGAUGUUGAAUGAUAAGAAGCAGGCGCAGAUCCAGCUGGAAUUCAGGAAGGCUGUAGAAUCUGCUGAACAAGGGGAGCCAGCUUUGUCAAGGGACGUGGCGACUGUGUGGAAGCUGCGUAUUGUAAGCUAUGAGGAAAAGGAGGAAGACUCAGUUAUAUUGAGUAUCUGGCGUCCAUCGUCAGAUUUAUUUUCCCUAUUAACGGAGGGAAUGAGAUACAGAAUCUAUCAUCUUGCAGCAUCAAAAUCUAAAAGUAAAUCUGAAAGAGCUAGCGUACAGUUAACAACAACAAAGAAAACCCAGUAUCAACAACUGCCGGCUUCAGAUGAAAUCCGAUUCCAGGUUUACCAGCCAAGGGAACCCCUUCACUUCAACAGAUUAUUAGACCCAGACUUCCAUCCCCCUUGCUCUGAGGUGGACCUGAUAGGAUUUGUAGUUUCUGUUGUAAAAAAAACAGGUUUUGCCCCUGUGGUCUAUUUGUCAAAUGAAUGCCGUGAUCUGCUGGCCGUGAAGUUCUGGUCAGAUCUCAAUGAAGACAUCGUUAAACCUCCUGUGUUAAUUGCUGCCAGCAACCUCCAGUGGCGGCCACUAUCCGGAUCAGGAAUCCCGACUUUAUUUGCUGGCGAUGUUUCCACAUUUUCUGCCAGCCCAAAGGAGAGCCACUUCCAAGAGGCGUUCAGCAAAAUGAAAAAUGCCAUUGAGAACAUUGAUGUAUUUUGCAAUGAUGCAGAAAACAAGCUAAUGCAUAUACUUAAUGCAAAUGAUCCCAAGUGGUCCACCCCGAAUAAAGACUGCCUUUCAGAGCUGCACGCUGCUCAAGCAGUCCUCAGUGCAGACAGUAAGUUUCUGCCAGAAGGGAAGGCUCCUUCCACACCUGUAUCAGCCCAGAAGACUUUGAAAUCUUGGUGUAAAGGGGAGAAAGAAAGUGAUGACCACAGAGCCGCCCGGAAGAGAAGAGCCUUGGACUUGCUGAGCAGACUGCCUCUGCCUCCGCCUGUUAGUCCGGUCUGUACGUUUGUUUCUCCGGCUGCACAGAAAGCAUUCCAGCCGCCACGGAGUUGUGGCACCAAGUACAAAACGCCUAUCAAGAAAAAAGAACUGACUUCUCCUCAGUUGACUCCACGUAAAAAAGUCAGUGAAAGUUCUCUUUUGGAAAGCGAUUCGAUAGCUGACGAAGAACUUGCCUUGAUAGACACUCAGGCCCUGUUGUCUGGCUCAGCAGGAGAAAGUCCGCUCACACCUAUCGGUGGUCCCACUAGGACUGCGGCCACUAGGUCAGAAGGCCAGCCGGGACUGCAGACGCUUUAUGGUGCAUCUGUGGUCAGAGAACGGGAAGAUCCCCCAGCCGGCGCAGAAGAAGGUGGGACUCCUGUGCAGGAGACGAGCGUAACACAGAGCACACCCACGAGACUUCACAGGCGACCGAAGCGCACGUGACAUGAACGAGCUGCUGACUCUUAGCCUUCCCAGUGUGAAAAGCAGACAGAAUUCCAGGCUGCGCAUCAGCAUUGACGUGAGAAAACAGAUGGUUCAAGUGCACCUAAGGGAGCGUGUACCCUCAGGGUGCUGUCUGCCUGCUUCAGUCAUAGACCUGAAAACCAACUCUGUCAGUUUAUUAACUGAGACACAAGUCUUUCAAUCUGUAUGACUUGAUUUGGUCACUACAAGUAUUAUUUUACAAAUGAGGUAAACGUGCCUUUCACUUUCAGAUUGGGGAUGGGUUUCACAGACCUGGUUUCUAAGUACAGUUAUUUUGACUCCCGUGUUCCUCGCGGUGCGAGUUCCUAUUUCAGGCUUUUUUCACGGUGGCUCACUAUGCGCUGCAGCUGUU